Molecule: messenger RNA, 4175 nt
Organism: Leucoraja erinaceus (little skate)
Lineage: Eukaryota; Metazoa; Chordata; Chondrichthyes; Rajiformes; Rajidae
Gene: erbb2
Product: erb-b2 receptor tyrosine kinase 2
Biological process (GO): multicellular organism development; positive regulation of MAPK cascade; cell surface receptor protein tyrosine kinase signaling pathway
Cellular component (GO): signaling receptor complex; basal plasma membrane
Molecular function (GO): transmembrane receptor protein tyrosine kinase activity; ATP binding
Source: RefSeq, a predicted model, not a curated record
ACUAAUGCUGUAGUCAGACAAACAAAGUUAGCAGACAGCACAAGCAGGUGCAGGGCAGAGCAGGAAGACCAGUGCUUUAUAUCGUGUUCAUUUCAAUGCUGGAGGCUCCACAGAUAAGACCAACAUUGGAUGGCAGUGAGGAAGAUAUCUAAGUUUACCACACCACUGUGGUCACUUGGGAAGGUGACACGUUUGAGGUGUUGCACUUUGGAAUGUCAAACCAGGGCAGGACUUGCACAGAAAUGCUUGUGCAGUUAAUGCGCUGGUGACCAGAGUGCUGGCUCCUGUCCUGCGCUGCCCCGGUCAGUGGCUGGCCAGCGGCUGCAGUGGAGAAGUGUCUCAACGUACGUUCACCCUGGCUCUGCAGGCUCGGUGAUGGUGGCUCUGGUGCUGACUCCCUGGGCUGGUGUUGCCCCACUCUUGCUGCUGCUGUACGGAGCCCUGGGCCGAGACCCGCUCCCCACCCCACAAGUAUGUCCAGGGACCGACAUGAAGCUCAAACUCGCCUUCAGUUUGGAAAACCAUUACCACACUCUGCGCAAGCUGUACGAGAAUUGCCGCGAGGUGCAGGGCAACCUGGAGAUCACACACCUGAAAGGGAACCUUGACCUUACCUUCCUGAAGAAUAUUCAGGAGGUGCAAGGCUAUGUUCUUCUUGCUCACAACGAGGUUGACUACAUUCCACUGGAGAAUCUGCGCAUCAUUCGGGGAAGCCAGCUGUACGAGGGCCGCUAUGCACUGGCCGUCAUCUCCAACCUCAACUCUAGCACCACUGGCCUCCGGGAGCUACGGCUCAGGAGCCUGACAGAGAUCCUGAUUGGGAGUAUCUUGAUUCGCAACAACCCCUGGCUGUGUUACCAGGAGACUAUCCAAUGGGAUGACAUUCAAGAUGCCAACAACAUCUUGCAGUUCCCGUUUCUGGGCACGGUAGACAGCAACAGGACCGUUAAAUGUGGGAACUGCAGUCGUGGGUGUGAGUCGUGCUGGAGCUCGGGGCCCGAGUAUUGCCAAACACUGACUCGGAAGAUCUGUGCCCAUGAGUGUCGGACCCGCUGCAGAGGGAGGCAACCCAGCGAGUGCUGCCACAAUGAAUGUGCUGCUGGCUGUACUGGGCCCAAGGACACCGACUGCCUUGCCUGCCACCGUUUCAACAACGCGGGGAUGUGCAGUAGGAACUGUCCCCCUCUCAGCAUCUAUGAUGUGCAGACCUAUCAGAUGAAGCCCAACCCUGAGGCAACGUACAUCUUUGGAGCCAACUGCGUCAAAAAGUGUCCGCAUAAUUACCUGGCCACGAAUGUGGGCUCGUGUACGCUGGACUGUCCCAACGACACCAAGGAGGUGAUGGAAGGAGAUCGAUACAAAUGUGAGAAGUGCAGUGAACCGUGUCCUAGAGUGUGCAGCGGCUUAGGGGUGAGUAAGCUGAAGAAUGUGCGGGCAGUGACCUCCAGAAAUAUUGAUUCCUUCAAAGGCUGCAGCAAGAUCUUUGGCAGCUUGGUCUUCCUGGCUGAGACCUUCUCUGGUGACCCGGCUACAAAGACUGAGCCCCUGGAUGUGAGGAAGCUGAAGGUAUUCGACGUUCUGACUGAGAUCACAGGGUAUUUAUACAUCGAGGCUUGGCCACAGAAUUUCACCAGCCUGAAGGCCUUUGAGAACCUUGCCACGAUCCGGGGGCGAGUGCUAUACAGCAGUGCUUAUGCAUUGUUAGUGCAGAAUCUACAGAUACAGUGGCUCGGACUACGCUCUCUAAAAGAGAUCAGUAAUGGGCUGGUGUUCAUUCACCAAAAUCCUCACCUCUGUUAUAUCAAGACUAUUCCCUGGAGACAGCUGUAUCAGAAGGAGCACCAGGAGGAGCUGAUAACAGCCAACAGGCCACAAGAUGUUUGUGAGGCCGAAGGGCAUUCGUGUUACGCCCUGUGUACGGCGGGCAAUUGCUGGGGUCCUGGGCCCACACAGUGCCUGGCCUGUACUCACUACCUGCGUGCGCAGAGGUGUGUGGAGACGUGCAACCUGUACAUGGGGCAGGUUCGGGAGUAUCUGAGUGAAUCGUCGUGUAUCGCAUGUCAUGCAGAGUGUCUCCCUCAGAACGACACCCUGAGCUGCAGCGACAAGGGCGCUGAUGCCUGCGUGGCAUGCAGGCAUUACAAGGAUGGCAAGCAAUGUGUGGAGAAAUGCCCGACUGGGGUACAUGGGCACAUCUGGAAAUACCCUGACGAACAAGGCCUCUGCCAACUCUGCCCCACUAACUGCAGCCACUCAUGUACAACCAGUGCUGACGGAUGCCCCGAGGAGCCCAGUCACAGCCAGGUGACGUCGGUGGUGGCCGGCAUUGUGGGCGCUCUGCUCUUCAUGGUACUCAUCAUCCUCUUCAUCGUCUGGUGGAGACGCAAGAUCUACCUCAGCCAGAAGCACAAGAGGAUGAGCCUCAUGGAACAGAACAAGCUCGUCGAACCUGUGAGCCCAAGUGGGGUCGUACCAAACCAGGCGCAGAUACGAAUCCUAAAGGAAACGGAAAUGAAGAAAGUCAUGGUUCUGGGAUCUGGAGCCUUUGGAACAGUUUACAAGGGAGUCUGGAUGCCAGAGGAUGAAGACGUCAGGAUACAAGUGGCCAUUAAAGUUCUACGCGAGGGAACUUCCCCCAAAGCAAACAAAGAGAUCCUGGAUGAGGCAUACAUCAUGGCGGGAGUGAGCAGCCCCUACGUGUGCCGACUGCUGGGCAUCUGCCUGACCUCCACCGUACAGCUGGUCACUCAGCUCAUGCCUUUCGGCUCACUGCUGGAUUACGUGCGUGAGAACAAGGACCGCAUCGGCUCACAGCAUCUCCUCAACUGGUGCGUGCAGAUCGCCAAGGGGAUGAAUUACCUUGAAGACCAUGUUCGAUUGGUUCACCGUGACCUGGCUGCCAGGAACGUGCUGGUGAAGAGUUUGAACCACGUGAAGAUCACCGACUUUGGCCUGGCCCGUCUGCUGGACACGGAUGAGACGGAGUACCAUGCGGACGGUGGGAAGGUCCCCAUCAAAUGGAUGGCCCUGGAGUCCAUCUUGCACCGGAGAUUCACGCACCAGAGUGACGUCUGGAGUUACGGCGUGACCGUGUGGGAGUUGAUGACGUUCGGGGCCAAGCCGUACGAUGGGAUCCCAGCGCGGGAAAUCCAUGAGCUGCUGGAGAAGGGGGACCGUCUGCCCCAACCGCCCGUCUGCACCGUCCACGUCUACAUGAUUAUGGUCAAGUGCUGGAUGAUCGACUCGGAGUCAACGCCCCGGUUCGGGCAGCUGGUGACGGAGUUCACGCGGAUGGCACGGGACCCACCGCGAUACAUCGUCAUCCAGGGCGACGACCGUCUGGUCCCACAGAGCCCGACUGACAGCAAGUUCUACCGGACGCUGCUGGAGGACGAAGAAAUGCAGAACCUCAUCGACGCGGAGGAAUACCUGAGUGCGCGGAGUGUUGCUGAGGUGGACGGUCGAGGGACAGUGACCGCUGCGGGCCCCGCCAGCCCAGACCCCCCUGGCGAGGGGGACCGCUCGGCCCACAGGGGGACGGUUUCCUGCCCGACCGCUGAGCACGGGCUAGUCCAGCGCUAUAGCUCACAGCCCAGUCUGUGGCCGGACUUGGACGGGCUGGAGGUGGACGCCUACAUUGCCCUGGGCUGCCAGGCCCCAGGCUACUUGAACCAGGCGGGUGAGCGUGCGGGGGGAUCGGGGAUGGGAGUGUCUGUACCGGCAGCUACGUUGGGGAAGACGGUGGAAAACCCGGAGUACUUGUCCCACCACAGCCUGGAGCAGGACCAUUGGGGCGGGGACCACCAGCGGGCAGAGCCAAUGUGGACCCCGGGCCCCGCACAGCCCAACGGAUACAUCCGUGUAGCUGCCGCAGAGAACCCAGAGGACCUGGGCCUGACGGAGACCAGCAGCGUGUAGAGGGAGGAGUGGCCUCAGUAACCCUAACACACAGAGCGCGUGCGGGCAGCACCGACACUGGAUCCCAGUGGAGAUUAGACCCACUGGAUCCCAGCGGCGAUCCACCAAUCCUGGGGCUUCCACAAUGCUGCUGAGCCAAUCAUGGCGCUCGUCACCUGGUUGCCGAGAAGUAGCUGGUCCCGGGGUCCUGAGGUCAACUCCAUCGGUCGGUCCGCUCCGACUGGACGGGCAGUGUCCCUGCCCCUCCCCCCACGCCC